This is a messenger RNA of Musca domestica (house fly), 3197 nucleotides long. Its product is annotated as protein Teyrha-meyrha-like. Gene Ontology annotation, molecular function: ubiquitin protein ligase activity. NCBI's taxonomy places the organism in Eukaryota, Metazoa, Arthropoda, Insecta, Diptera, Muscidae. The transcript has 8 exons. The coding region runs from base 58 to 2544 and encodes 828 amino acids. The record is from RefSeq and is a predicted model, not a curated record. Gene Ontology annotation, biological process: protein ubiquitination.
AAAUCACGUUCCCUUGAUCCGGAACAUCUUCGUGGGAGUUUGUCCUGUGUACCUAUUAUGGAAAGUAACGCCUUUGGAAGCAGUCACAUACCGUCACAAGCAUUGGUCGUUUUAUCGGAGGCUGCUUCCGGUUUGCAUGAGGCUCUAAGAGGACAACGUCCAUUCCCCGCACGGUACCCUUUCUUGCAGUUACCUGACGCCAAAGAUCUCCACAACAUGUCACUAGUCGGCAGUUAUGGCUCCCACUUGCUGCACACCUUCCAUCCCCAUCUCCUGCAGACCCUCAACCACAACAUGCUGGCGGCAAAUGGCUCAGCGGCGGCGGCCAGUUACUUUGCCAGCGAACGAGCCGCUCUGGGCAAGCCGUCGGUGUUGGGUAAUUUCCAAUUGCCAUCGGCAUUUUCACCGCCAAAAUACAUUGGAAUUUCACUGGACCAGAAUCUCUUCAAUGGCAAUGACUCGUUUCGCACCGACUCAGCCAGUCCCACAUGCACAUCCCACGAAUCAUUGGAGGGCUCCAACGACUACGAUGCCGAAAAGGGUGAAAGUCCACGCAGCAAUGCCUCCGAUCCCCGGGAUUUAAGGCAUACCCAUCGCAGUGACAAACCAUCGACAUCAUGUGCCUCCUCCAUGGCUGCCGUUUCGGCAGCAGCCGCCGCAGCUGUGGCCUCCAUAGCCUCGUCACAGGCAGCAGCGGCCGCCUCUUCGGCCACGGUGUCAUCACACAUGUCCCACCACCCACAUCAUCCCCAUGCUCCGCCCCACCAUGUACAGCAUCAUUUACCCCCGCUCAGUGCCCAUCAUCAUCACCAUCAUCCGAACAGCAGCCUCUUGGCAGCGGCCAGUAUGAGCCAUAGUUUGGGCUUGGGUGGUCCACCGGGUCUGAGACCACCACCAGGCCAUAUACCAGAUAUGUGUCCUGUUUGCGGCAUUAAACUAUCAGCCGAUGAGUGGAACUCUCAUUUUCUAACGGAACUGGAUCGUUUGUAUAAAUUGAGUUCCGGCAUGGAGAGAUCGAAUUUACAGGCCACUUAUAUGUUUGCCCAACCCUGCCCCUCACAAGAGAAUGCCAUUAGAACCAGCCAUAAUCGUUGGGAGACCUUCCAAAGAAUACGCAACAAUCGCCAGAAUCGUUUGCGCAUCAAGGUACGUAAGCGUAAAUAUGGCGACAUGUAUUUCAUGGAGAAUAUGUUUUGCAAUUCCUGUCCGAUUUGCAAGAGGAAAUACGCCCUCGAGGUUGGUGGUAAACUGCCAGAUGAUGAGAAUAAGCAACAGGAUGAAAUCGAAACUGUAGAUGUGGAAUCUUGCAAUGAUGAUGUACCUGAUUCGAAUUCGGAAAUGUCACAGGUACAUCAUGCUCAUAUGCCAGCUCUCAGUGGGAGUAGCAGCCAUAGUAGUAGCCAUAGCAGUUCAGGUGGUGGUGGUGGAGGUGCCAGUACCCCAGGUGGGGCUAAUUUGCACAACAGUAAUAGCCAGCCGGGAAAAUUGGAUGGCAUACUGUACAGAACUGCCAAUUGUGCCAUAAGUAAGGAUAAUAUGCAUCAGACAGCCGAGGAGGAUAUUAGCACAAAUGUGGCCACCACCACCACCACCAGUGGCAGUAACAGCAGCAAUAGCAGCAGUGCUGGAAGUAGCAGCAAUUGGACAGAAGCUCACAAUCCAGGCAGUAAUAUCAACAGCCAUACGAAUGCGGGUCAGGGGCAUAUAUCAGUGAAAAAUGUCAGCGAAUUAUCCUCGACAACCCAUCAUUACUACAAUGCCGAUUCCUGCAAUGAGGAACGCAGCGCCAAGGACAUGUCCAUGGAUACUUGCAAUAAUGACAGCGAUGAGGAUGUUAUUGUGGAUGAUGAUGAUUCCAUUAAAAUGACAAGCUAUAACAAGAAGAGGAAAUAUGAAGAGGCCAUGGUGGGCAGUAGCAGAAUUUCAGACAACCCCUCACCGGUGGAGGAGAGGCCACGUUCUGAGCCCCAGGUUACCAGUACCGAAACCACCGUGGAAAAUCCCCAUAACAAUAAUAAUAACAACAACACCACAAAAUACACAGCAUUUGAAGAUUUGAGAAGUAAACACAUGACCCAUCACGGCCAGCAGCUGCAAAUGCAGCAUCACCAACCACUUGAAGGGGAUUCACCCAAUGGCCAUGGCCAUGGACAGGUGGCACCACCACAUCCCGGCCUCAUGCCAGGCCUUGCAGCAGCACAACAACAACAGCAACAAUUGGACUCAAAGGUGGGAAAUAGUUCGGAAAUAAAACCCGACAAUGAAGAUGAUAACAAAUGUUUCAUUUGUAAGACAGGUAUAAAGGACUUUGCGUCGGACACAUUUUUGAGGGGGCGUAACUUUUAUUUCCAUCAGAGUUGUGCCAAUGUCAUGAGCAGUUAUCGUUUGAACAAAGAACUUCAGCAGCAGCAACAACAGCAACAUCUUCAUCAACAAACCGAAGUUGGCAGCAGUGAUAAACCAGCCACGGUGACACAAUCCCAACCGCUGCCAACUUCACAGCAACAUGUUGACAAUGGCCAGGCAACACACAAAGAAAGUUAAGACAAUGAGAAUUGGAGUAAUAACUAUAGCGAAAAUAAAUUGAGAGAAUAAAAACAAAGAGAAUCUAAUUUGUUGCCAUACAAGAAGGAGAAAUUCUGAUAAAUUUAGAUGUAUAGCAACAUGUUGCCGGACUGGGGCAACAUUCAGAAAAGUCCAGUUAUUUCAAUGUCAAAUCAUCAAAUGACAAGUCUAAUUGAUGUCAAGUAUAAAUCUGUGAAAAAUUGGAAGGGAUUUUAAGUCGAGAAAAACAAAAAAAAACAUUAUAGCAACUUGUUGCUAGACUAGGAUUUUUCCUGCAACAUUUGAAGAGAAAAUGCUCAAAGCCCAUAGAAUUUAUGCAAAUUAUGAUAGAUCAUGGUUAAGCAAAUGCUCUCCUUACUCGGAAAUAAAUUUCACAGAGGAUUUUACAUGAAUCACCAAAAUCUUUUGCAACAUGUUGCCAGACACAUGUGUACAACAGCCACUACCAUCUACCACGAUAUCUUCAAAAAGGCCAUAAACCACAAAAUAAAAUAUGAAAGAAGUAUAAUUUAGAUAAGAAUUUUAAUAAUUUAAUGAAAAAAUUUAGAGACCCCCUUCCCCCUCUGUCCCUACAAUCAAAGAACGCGACAAAACAUAUAAAGAAUUUAUUAGAGAAAAAGGAGAAAAGUAAA